Syngnathus acus (greater pipefish) is the source of this 2784-nucleotide messenger RNA. RefSeq names its product cryptochrome circadian regulator 1b (gene cry1b). Gene Ontology annotation, molecular function: DNA binding; FAD binding. The transcript is spliced from 11 exons. Bases 492 to 2216 code for a protein of 574 amino acids. The record is from RefSeq and is a predicted model, not a curated record. NCBI's taxonomy places the organism in Eukaryota, Metazoa, Chordata, Actinopteri, Syngnathiformes, Syngnathidae. Gene Ontology annotation, cellular component: cytoplasm; nucleus. Gene Ontology annotation, biological process: entrainment of circadian clock by photoperiod; circadian regulation of gene expression; negative regulation of DNA-templated transcription.
UGCGAGGAGAUGUUGACACACAAGGAAGGAAAGGACAGCUUUACCUGGCUAAUAAGACAGCUUCGCACAAUCCUUUUAUCUGCAAAUAGGUCGCUAGAUUUAAUGCAUGUCUUGUUUUACACGACGCAUGCUCCAGGGGACGACAUUAAAACUUAAAACGGGAUUUUAUGUCGGAUUCAUGCUCGCCUUCAGAAACAACAUUGACAGGGAUGGAUUUAUAGCGCAACGGGAAAGGAUUUGUUAUGGUGUGCGCGUUUAAUUUUCUUCGCGUGCUGUGGUUAUCUGCUGUCCACACACAUGCGGCCACGACUGCCCAGAAAAAAUAACUGUGUGGAGAAUUGAAUGGAGCUCGGUUAACUUUAGCACAAGCGCUAAUUUAUCUUUAGCAAUUCAUUUGCAUUGCAAGAUUUGUCCGUCUGUAAACUGCUGCCCCAGCCCACACGUCCCGCCCCCAUCGUAUAUAAUCUGCAUUCGUGUAGUGCGCUGUCAAUAUGGUGGCCAAUGCUAUCCACUGGUUCCGAAAGGGACUGAGGCUGCACGACAAUCCGUCUUUAAGGGACUCUAUACGAGGGGCCCACAGUUUACGCUGCAUCUACAUCCUGGACCCUUGGUUUGCUGGCUCGUCAAACGUGGGCAUCAACAGGUGGAGGUUUCUGUUACAGUGCUUAGAGGAUCUAGAUGCCAGUCUGCGUAAACUCAACUCCCGCCUCUUUGUCAUUCGAGGUCAACCCACGGAUGUCUUCCCCAGGCUAUUUAAGGAAUGGCAGAUAACUCAUUUAUCCUAUGAAUAUGACUCAGAGCCUUUUGGCAAGGAACGUGACGCUGCUAUUCAAAAGCUAGCCACCGAGGCGGGGGUCGAGGUCAUGGUGCGGGUUUCGCACACCCUCUAUGAUCUAGACAAGAUCAUAGAAGCUAAUGGUGGUCAACCUCCUCUUACAUACAAGCGCUUCCAGGGACUCCUCAGUUGUAUGGAUGCUGUGCACUCUCCGGUAGAGACCAUCACGUUGGAAGUUCUCAAAAAUUGCGCAACACCCAUCAGUGAGGACCAUGAUGACAAAUUUGUGGUGCCGUCACUGGAGGAACUUGGUUUUGAGACUGAGGGCCUACCAACAGCAGUUUGGCCUGGUGGAGAAACAGAAGCCCUCUUAAGACUAGAGAGACAUCUUGAGAGAAAGGCAUGGGUAGCAAAUUUUGAACGUCCUCGAAUGAGCGCCAACUCGCUCCUGGCAAGUCCUACAGGCCUCAGCCCCUACCUUCGCUUUGGAUGCCUGUCUUGCCGACUCUUCUAUUUCAAGCUUACUGACCUGUACAUGAGGGUGAAAAAGAGCAGCACACCGCCGCUUUCCUUGUAUGGCCAACUGCUAUGGAGGGAGUUCUUCUACACAUCCGCUACCAACAACUCUUGUUUUGAUAAGAUGGAGGGAAACCCUGUAUGUGUCUUGAUACCCUGGGAACGAAACCCAGAGGCGCUCGCCAAAUGGGCAGAGGGACGGACAGGCUUUCCUUGGAUAGAUGCCAUUAUGACCCAGCUGAGGCAGGAGGGUUGGAUCCACCAUUUGGCCAGACACGCUGUGUCCUGCUUCCUCACCAGGGGCGACCUCUGGAUCAGCUGGGAAGAAGGCAUGAAGGUGUUUGAGGAGUUGCUGUUAGAUGCGGACUGGAGUGUAAACGCAGGCAGCUGGAUGUGGCUUUCUUGCAGUUCCUUUUUCCAGCAAUUUUUCCACUGUUACUGCCCCGUGGGAUUUGGGCGACGUGCGGAUCCUAACGGCGACUACAUUAGACGUUAUUUGCCCAUAUUGAGAGGGUUUCCGGCCAAAUAUAUCUACGAUCCGUGGAAUGCCCCAGAUGAACUACAGAAGGCUGCCAAGUGUGUCAUUGGGGUCCACUACCCAAAGCCCAUGGUGAACCAUGCUGAAGCCAGCCGUGUCAACAUAGAGCGGAUGAAGCAAAUUUAUCAGCAGCUUUCCUCCUACAGCGGACUAUGUUUGCUGGCAACAGUCCCACAUAAUUCCAACAGCGGGACAAAUGACAACAUGGGAGGAGUCACCCCAAGAACUAGUCAAGGGCCAGAAGGCUCCUCCGAAGAUGCAUCAAUCCGGAAGGGGACAUAUCAAGAAGGUGAGUUGAAUGCAGAUAGAGGACAAUUGAGGCAUAAGCGACGGAAUGAAGAAGGCCAAACCAAGAACCACUCCAAAUCCCUAAGGCCAAGCAAAUAGUCUUGCAAAGGACGGAAUACAAAACAACCUGAACGGCAACCAAAAGACCACAUUGUGCCUUCAGCUACUGACAAUUUACUGGAACUGAUACUGCCCUCAGUGGAGUCACGCUGGGGAGUGAUGAAUUCAGGUCCCUGUAUUACUGACUAUUGAAUUUGUUUUGAGAAGUACCCUUUGUAAAUGCAAUUUGAUUAUAGACAGCACGUUUGUUGUUAGCGUGAACCAAUCUCCAAGUUAGACAUUUUCCCACAGACAGUCUGUACCUUAGUCUUGGUACAUCAGGGGCUGCCAGGCCAUCUUUUCACAAAGCCAAAAACAUUGUUGUCCAUUCCCCAACAGGACUAUUGGUUUGCAAACAGUCAGUUACACAUCUGCAUAUCAUCGGCCACAGAGCACAAUUGUCUAAAACCAAAUUUUGUGAUGACGUUUUUUUUUAACAGAUAUUGUAACAAAAACAUCAACCAGAUGGGUGAACAAGUCAGCUAAAGGAAAAAAACUCAACACAAAAUACCUGUGGAUGUUCUAACAAUGAUCUUUUCUAUGUAUGUGGCCGACGAUAUGAAAAACA